Messenger RNA from Callorhinchus milii (elephant shark), 4250 nucleotides. RefSeq names its product transmembrane 9 superfamily member 2 (gene tm9sf2). The coding region runs from base 142 to 2079 and encodes 645 amino acids. Gene Ontology annotation, cellular component: membrane. Lineage: Eukaryota; Metazoa; Chordata; Chondrichthyes; Chimaeriformes; Callorhinchidae. The record is from RefSeq and is a predicted model, not a curated record. The transcript is spliced from 17 exons. Gene Ontology annotation, biological process: protein localization to membrane.
UCCAAAGCCCAGGCCCCGGUGUCGGGCACUGCCUCCUGACUUCAAACACCAUCUCACUCCCUCCGUCCCUCGCUGCUCGUCACAGCGGCUCCAGCUCCGCGCAGACCCUCCGCUGUGAAGCCUCCUCCCUGACCUGUGGCAAUGCCGCCGCCGCCGCCGCUGCUGCUGCUGCUGGUGGCCUCCGCUCUCCGAGUGGCCUCGGGUUUCUACCUCCCGGGCCUGGCCCCCGUCAACUUCUGCGAAGUGGAAAGCGGGGACUGCAAGAGUGCCAUUGAACUGUUUGUAAACAGACUGGACUCGGUGGAAUCUGUUCUUCCUUAUGAAUAUGCUGCGUUUGAUUUUUGUCAAUUGGAAAAGGAAAACCGUCCUUCAGAAAAUCUUGGCCAGGUUCUAUUUGGUGAAAGAAUUGAGCCAUCUCCAUACAAGUUCCAUUUUAAGAAGGAGGAGCAAUGUAAACCCGUAUGUAUCAAAAAUUAUGACCUGAGCAAAGAGCAAGACAAAUCAAAGUUGAUGUUCUUGAAGAAUGGCAUGAGUUUAAACUAUCAACAUCACUGGAUCAUCGACAAUAUGCCCGUCACGUGGUGCUACGAUGUCGAAGAUGGACAGAAAUUUUGUAAUCCUGGAUUUCCUAUUGGUUGUUACGUUACAAAAGAUGGUCAUCCAAAAGAUGCUUGUGUCAUUAGUUCUUCCUUCAACCAGAAGGACACCUAUUACAUCUUCAAUCAUGUGGAUAUUACAAUACACUUCCACAGUGAAGGAAAUGAGGUUGGAGCAAGACUUGUGGCUGCUAAAUUGGAGCCAAAAAGCUUUAAGCACACAAACAUCGAUAAACCUGACUGCACAGGAGGCUCUAUGGAUAUUUCCAAUGAAUUUAAAGGAAAACUUGGUAUUCUAUACACCUACUCUGUUAAAUACAUUGAAUCACACUUUAAAUGGGCAUCAAGGUGGGAUUACAUUUUAGAAUCCAUGCCUCACACGAACAUUCAGUGGUUUAGCAUCAUGAAUUCCUUGGUAAUUGUUCUUUUCCUAUCUGGCAUGGUGGCUAUGAUCAUGCUCCGAACCUUGCAUAAGGACAUUGCCAGAUAUAACCAAAUGGAUUCAACAGAAGAAGCUCAGGAGGAAUUUGGAUGGAAGCUGGUUCAUGGAGAUGUCUUCAGACCACCACGAAAAGGAAUGCUACUGUCUGUUUUCCUUGGUUCUGGCGCUCAGAUCCUUAUCAUGACCUUUGUUACUCUGUUUUUUGCAUGCCUGGGAUUUUUGUCACCUGCAAACCGAGGGGCCUUGAUGACAUGUGCUGUUGUCUUGUGGGUGCUGCUUGGAACCCCAGCAGGCUAUGUGGCUGCCAGAUUUUACAAAUCAUUUGGUGGUGAGAAGUGGAAAACAAAUGUACUCCUGACUUCUUUUUUGUGCCCAGGGAUUGUUUUUGCCGAUUUCUUCAUCAUGAACCUAAUUCUGUGGGGAGAAGGAUCUUCUGCAGCUAUUCCUUUUGGUACACUGGUUGCUAUCCUGUCAAUGUGGUUUGGUAUUUCAGUGCCACUUACUUUUAUUGGUGCCUACUUUGGCUUCAAGAAACAUGUAAUGGAACACCCUGUUCGCAUAAAUCAAAUCCCACGUCAGAUCCCUGAACAGUCAUUUUACACAAAGCCAUUGCCUGGAAUUGUUAUGGGUGGUAUACUGCCCUUUGGAUGCAUCUUUAUUCAGCUGUUCUUUAUUCUGAAUAGCAUAUGGUCUCACCAGAUGUACUACAUGUUUGGUUUCCUGUUCUUGGUGUUUAUUAUUCUGGUGAUCACGUGCUCUGAGGCAACUAUUCUCCUCUGCUAUUUCCAUCUUUGUGCUGAGGACUACCAUUGGCAGUGGCGAUCAUUCCUAACAAGUGGAUUUACGGCAAUAUAUUUCUCAAUCUAUGCAGUGCAUUACUUCUUCACCAAACUCCAGAUUACUGGGACUGCCAGCACCAUUUUGUACUUUGGAUACACUAUGAUAAUGGCCUUGAUCUUCUUCCUUUUCACGGGAACAAUUGGAUUUUUUGCAUGUUUUUGGUUUGUGACUAAGAUAUACAGCGUUGUGAAGGUGGAUUAAUAGAAGAGAAUCCUGUUUUUUGAGAAAUGGACUUGUUUUAAACAAAGUUAUUUUUACUGAAUUAAUAACAUAGGAAUGGGAGUAGGCCAAUUCGUCCAUCAAGCCUCUCCAACUUAUUACUCCAUGACAGAUAUUUGCUUUCUCUUUAAUACCAAUUUCUCUGCUUUUAUCUCCGUACUGUUCACUUCUAAAUUUCUAUCUAUAUCUAUCUUUCUAUUUCUUUUACACAUCUCAAUUCAUUUUGCAUUAAUGGACUUCAGGGGAAGACAGUGCAUUCUUUAGACUCACAACUUUUGUGUGAGAGUGUUAUGGAUUCCCUUUUUAAUCAGCUUAGUUACAACUUUAAAAUGAUGUUCUUGUUUUGAAUUUCCCUGCUAUAGGCAAUAGUCAUUCUGUAACUACCAUGCUACUUUCCUUUAUUUUAAAGAACAUUAUUCACCAUAAAUCUCGUCAACUUGAGGGAAUAUAACCCUUGCUGUACCUAGCCUUUCAUCAUAGCUAAUACCCGUUUCAUACAGGGUAUCUAUCAUUCUGAAAAUUAUUACUUGACCUUCAAAAGCAUAUACUGUAUCCUUCUAAAAAAACAAAAAAAAGGAGUGCCCCAAACUGAACACUACUUCAAAUGAAGUUUAACUAAUGUUUUGUAUAACUGGUUCCUUUUAGGUGGCAUACAUCUUGUGCUAAAACCAUUUGGCUGUUUACACCAGCAAAAUAUCUUCUGAAUUAUGUUUCUAGCUCCUUAAAUGCCUUUUUGCUUCCCUUUUCCUUAACCUUGUGCUUUACCAUUUAGAAUGCAUCUCCAUCUUGUAUUCAAAAUGUACAACCUCACACUUAACUACAUUGAACUACAUCUGUCUUCAAUCUGCCUAUUUCAAUUUUUUUGCUCUCCAUUGCAAUUCACUGCAUCAAGUGAAGCCUUUGGAAUUAUUUUGCUACCUGCACAUGAAAGAAUCUAGUAAAUGAGAACUCGCCUACAAAACACUGACACUACUGCUGUAAUUUACAGCAUAUGGGUACAAACCAAUUGGAAUGAUUGAACAUAUUUUGUUUAGAAGAUUUACCAAUUUACCUUUUAUGUUAAAAUCGAUUUUGCUUGGUGGGGGGUGGGGGGUAUGUGUUUAGUUUCUAUUGCCUCUUUGUUUAUAUAUUGCACUUUCUUUCAUUAUAUAUUUCUGUUGGCACAGUUGUUCAGAAAGAUCCAGGUGACAUAAUAAUAAAUGUGUAAAUACCAGCAUAUGUCUUCUACUUGAAAUAAUACUCAAAAUACCAGUAUAUUAAAGGCUGCAAAACUCAUUGCAAUAAAGCCAUAAAAUCUGGUUUCUCAUUACCUGACUGAAUUUAUUUUGGUACUUAAGGCUUAUCACAUUUUGACAUCUCUCAUCACUUCGCAGUGUUCUAAUUUGUAGAUGUUUGUACAAAACUUUGGUGCUCGUAGCAUUGACUUCCAGCUCUUGCUAGCUGUCCAUGAUGACAAUGGUCUUCAGUUGCAUAGAAAAUUCUUAAUCCUACCUUGUAGCGUGCUUUUGUAAGUUAAAUUUAUUAGAUAAAUUUUCAUCUAGAAAGAAUAUUCUUAAUUUGGAUCUUACUCUCACCCAUGAUUUCAAAAUAAAUCUUUCUGUAAAUUGUAAGAAAAAGAAUAAGAAGCUAAAGAGUAAAAUAAAGUAAUAGAAGGGGCAAGGAGUCUAUGGACUCGAUAAGGAAGAAGUAGAAUACAUUUUUUCUUCAUCCAUGCUUGCACAAGUAUAUAUUUAAUACAUUAGCAAACAAAUAUCUUGCUACACCUUGAAGGGGGUCUGGUUGAAAAACAUUUUUGGCCUAUUUUAGUGAUUCUGGCUCAGACUACUGUCUAUUUUAAGAUUUUAUUUUAGUUGCAUGGUGAAAUGUAAAUAAUAUUUACAGCAAUUGGGGGGGAUGACAGAGUUUCUAAUCUUUGAGGGAUAGCUUAAAUAUUCACUAUUAUUGUGAAUGAAUAUUUUACAUGGAUUUGUUCUUCAUUAAUAAAUGUAUUGGGUCCUUUUUUAACUGAUUUGUCAUUUGAAUACUGUGUCUUGUAUAUUUUGUUUAUUUUUGAUCGGUCGGGUGGUCCUUUGCCUGUUUUACACUAUGUACCUCUGAAUCGCUCAACUUGAAAUCUAUGAUCUUUUGUUGAAUAAAUCUUCUGUAUAAAAAUA